AAAAAACAGCAGAUGCCUAGCCUAUACCCGAGUUUUCUCAACACUUGGUCAAAAAAACAUAAAGUUUCUUUCUCAACCCUAACCACACGACAGCCGACCUCCUCUUCAUCACCCUCAUCCUCCGCCUCCGCUCCCAUCCUCCUUCUCCGGCUCUGACGCCGGAGCUCCGCGGAACUCCACACUCCCGAUCCAGCUUCUCUCUCUCCUUGGAACUUCCAACCCGUCUCGGCGUGAGGCAUCUCUGCCUCUCCGGUCUUUCAAGCCCCACCCAGCCCCCACUGCCGAGCUCCUUGCCCAGCAACCUGCAACUAGCAAACCCGUCUCCCGGUCUUCGGUCUCCGAUCUCCACCUCCAGCCCUCCAGACUCCCUAUCCAGCUUCUCUCCUUUCAACUCUACAACUAGCAAACCCGUCUCCGGUCUCCGAUCUCCGCCUCUAGCCCUCCAGCCUCCAGGUAUCUCUCUGUUAGGUUCCAGUGUCUCCCUUCAAUUCAGUGAUUCAAAGUUUUGUUUUGUGCGUGGGUGUGAAUUUGACUUAGGGAUUUCAGGGAGGAAAGAUUGAAAGAAUUAGGGGCGAUGGAGAAGGAGCUGGUGGAGGUGUUUGAGGAGGUGAUGAAGGCGGCGGAACCCACGAAAUCGUGUGACGGAGACGCCGAGGAAAGCAAUUCCUUGAGCCUUGGCCCGGUUGGGGAUUACAUUGUUUAUUUUCAUUUCAUGGAUACUCUCGGCUUGAAGAGUACCUUUAGUUAUUUUCCAUUUCAUCAGUGUUAUAUGCUACUAUGAACAACCUCAAGCUAGGGGUGGAUGUGGUUAGUGCCCACAAUCUUUUGCCUAAAGAUGGGCAAGGUUCAUCCAAUGCAUUUGUGGAGCUGUACUUCGAUGGCCAGAGGUUCCGCAGCACUAUAAAAGAAAAGGACCUCAGCCCUGUUUGGAACGAGAGCUUCUACUUCAACAUCUCUGAUCCUUCAAACCUCCACUAUCUUAGUCUCGAGGCCUAUGUCUACAACGAUGUCAAAGCUACUCACUCCAGGUCCUUUCUUGGAAAGAUCAGCCUCACUGGAAAUUCAUUUGUCCCCUAUUCUGAUGCUGUUGUCUUGCAUUACCCUUUGGAAAAGCGUGGCAUCUUCUCACGUGUAAGAGGAGAGCUCGGCUUGAAGGUUUAUGUUACUGAUGACCCAACAAUUAAGUCCUCCAUGCCAUUGCCUGCUUCUGAAUCCCUUACUGAUCAGGAUCCAGGCCUUGCACAGACCCAAGGAGUUUCGACUCCUGGCAUGAGCUCAUUUCGGAGUGAGAAAUCUCAGGCAAGACACACCUUUCACCAUCUGCCAAAUCCAGGUCAACAGAGCCAACAUCAGCGUAAUGCUUCUGCUGCACCAGAUACUCAUUAUGUACCCAAGUAUGAAGCUGAUCAAAUGAAAUCUGAAACGCAGCCUGCAAAGCUGGUUCGCAUGUACUCUGCUUCAGCAUCACAACCUGAUGACUAUGCACUUAAAGAGACUAGCCCUUACCUUGGAGGUGGGAGAGUUGUUGGUGAACGUGUUAUUCACGGAGACAAGACUGCAAGCACCUAUGAUCUAGUUGAAAGGAUGUACUUUCUCUAUGUAAGGGUUGUUAAAGCUCGCGAGCUUCCUGCCAUGGAUGUUACUGGAAGUCUAGAUCCUUUUGUUGAAGCUAGAAUUGGAAACUACAAAGGGAUUACAAAACACUAUGAGAAGCAACAAAAUCCAGUAUGGAAUCAAGUUUUCGCUUUUUCAAAGGACCGCAUGCAAGCAUCUGUGUUAGAAGUUGUGGUUAAAGACAAGGACCUUCUUAAAGAUGACUUUGUGGGAAUUGUGAGGUUCGACAUCAAUGAGGUUCCAUUAAGAGUUCCACCUGACAGUCCUCUAGCUCCAGAGUGGUACCGACUUCAGGACAAAAAAGGCGAAAAGAUUGAGGGGGAGUUGAUGCUUGCAGUCUGGAUUGGCACUCAAGCAGAUGAGGCUUUUUCUGAUGCAUGGCACUCUGAUCUUGCUACACCUGUUGAUAGCUCACCAGCUGCAUCCGCAGUGAUUCGCUCAAAGGUGUAUCAUGCACCAAGGUUGUGGUAUGUACGUGUGAAUGUUAUAGAGGCACAAGACCUGUUUGCAUCAGAGAAGAAUCGUUUCCCAGAUGCAUAUGUCAAGGCAUCUAAUCUGUUGUAUGUUGACCAGCCUAUUGGUGUGUCAUUUAGCAAACUGAUUCUAAGACUUGUGGUUAUUUCGUCAUGCGUUAUAUGAAAGAAAUUGUGGAGGACAAGAACUUGGAGUUUGCUACCAAGUGGGAAAGGAUAUCAAAUCUUGCUUACACACAGAAGGAUAUUGAUGUGGUUCGAGCUGAAUUGUCAAAUCAUGUUAUGAAGUUCUAACUUUGGUUCUGUUUAAGGUAGAUGAGUAGCACCAGGAACUGCUUUUGUGCAUUUAUAUAUAACUGAUGGAAAGUGUUGAUGAACCUAAAUUAUGCAUGCAGUUGCUUUGCCUAGCUACUCUUUCUUUACCUUAUAGGUUUUUGACUUAGUGCAAUAUUAGGUAAAUGAUCGAGAUCGAUGAGAUGGUUUUUUGGUUCUCUUGAUCAUUAUGUAACUGUUGGCUAGGUUUAGAGUUGGAACUAUGGAUUGUAUUUUGGAUGAUGUUGAUGCAAUUAAUGAAACGUAGCCAUCAUUUUCAAUGCA
Molecule: messenger RNA, 2684 nt
Organism: Rosa rugosa (rugosa rose)
Lineage: Eukaryota; Viridiplantae; Streptophyta; Magnoliopsida; Rosales; Rosaceae
Product: multiple C2 domain and transmembrane region protein 7-like
Exons: 5
Coding region: 778-2253 (491 amino acids)
Source: RefSeq, a predicted model, not a curated record